ACACCAACAACCACCACUACACCAACAACUACAACCACUCCAACAACAACUACAACACCAAUUACUACUACACAACCAACUACAACCACUACAUCAACAACAACCCAAAAACUAACUACUACUACACAAACAACUACAACACCACCAACAACAACUACUAAAACAACAACCACAACAUCCCAAACAACAAGAGGGAAUAUGUCUCCUUUGAUUGCUAAACUGGUGGAUGGUAGUCCUUGGAUCCAGUCUGGUCGCACCAACAUACAGUAUACACAGACUAAAAUAACUGGCAUGGCUAUUGUAAUCUCCAGUCAAACUCAGUCCAAUUGGACAUAUGUAGAGGAAGAACCAGACUUGAUAUUAUACAGGUCUGAUCGCAGAUUUAAUGUUGAUGGUCAACUCCAAUACGGUUUCUUAUGCAUGGCCAUAACCUAUGAAGACUCCAACCACGUCUAUUACCAUUUGUGGUCAGGAAAGAGAAGUGAAUAUUCAACAGAGAGAAUUCAUUUCUCCGUGAAGGCUGAAUCCACGUUUAGUGAAUGUUGCUGCCCGAAGUACGAUAUACCAAGUUUGUAUGAAUAUAAAGUUCUCUCUAAACCAGGUGCAUCGACUGAGAUAUCUAAUAAUGUCCAGCUACCCCUAGGAAACCUUCCCAAUUGUUUAACAGAAGAAGAGGACAAUUCGAUGAUAUUUUCUAUCAUAUUCGGCAUUCCUUCUUUUGUUGCGGUGCUGGGCUGUGUAGUCGUUAUUCGAAAUCUGGUCCCACAAUUAGAUAAUCACAGUAGCAGAUCUUCUAAUGGAAGAAAAACACAGACAGGUUCAAUGAGAUCUGAUUUCGGAGAAAUACAAGUUUGAUACAAAGACAUUUAAUAUUCAUGAUUGAUAGAUGUAGGGUUAUACGGUUAAGGUUAAUAUUUAUCGUUUGUAUCUUGUUUGCGACCAUUUUUUUUUAUAUUAAUAGACAUUAAAAACUUGUUCCAUUUUAAA
Messenger RNA from Pecten maximus, 987 nucleotides. RefSeq lists its product as uncharacterized. Lineage: Eukaryota; Metazoa; Mollusca; Bivalvia; Pectinida; Pectinidae. The transcript has 5 exons. The coding region runs from base 199 to 855 and encodes 218 amino acids. The record is from RefSeq and is a predicted model, not a curated record.